AUGCCUAGGAGAACCAGUAUCAACUAUCUUAAGAGAGAUAGUGAGAGUACCGUUACAUUCCACAAGCAGCGUAAUGGACUAUUCAAAACCGCAGCUGAACUAUCCAUCCUCACUGGCGCAAAAAUUGCUGUUGCACUAGAGUGUGAAAGUGGAAAAGUGUUCGCUUUCGGCACUCCAUCUGCAGAUCCCAUUAUUGAUUCUUUCCUUUCAGGGAAUACACCGGAAGAUCCAAUCCCUAAUGAUGAGGCACAAAAGGCCAAAAUCAUUUCUCUACAAAAUGAGCUAAUCCAGCUAAAGAACCUGAAGGAUGUGCAGGAUAGGAGGAUGUGGGAGUCUAUGGCACGUUCCAAGGAGAUUCAAGAAAGCUCAAAGGUGGCUAAGCUUAUCUAUGGAAAUAUAGAUGACCUUAGUGUCGAGAAGCUCAAUGAGCUGUUACGCGGGCUCUCACGUGUUUAUCAAGAAAUCUAA
Messenger RNA from Setaria italica (foxtail millet), 468 nucleotides. Its product is annotated as agamous-like MADS-box protein AGL62. The coding region runs from base 1 to 468 and encodes 155 amino acids. The transcript has a single exon. Gene Ontology annotation, molecular function: RNA polymerase II cis-regulatory region sequence-specific DNA binding; DNA-binding transcription factor activity, RNA polymerase II-specific; protein dimerization activity. The record is from RefSeq and is a predicted model, not a curated record. Gene Ontology annotation, biological process: regulation of transcription by RNA polymerase II. NCBI's taxonomy places the organism in Eukaryota, Viridiplantae, Streptophyta, Magnoliopsida, Poales, Poaceae.